GAUAUCAAUUGUAAGGUUAGGGUCAUUGAUAGACACUUUUGCGCUGUAUGUUUCACCUCGGUCGGUUUUUUUUGAAUUAAAAAUAAAUUGCUUACACCACAUUCCACAAUAACAAGUCGAACAAAACGGUUAUCAUGGUCGCUGACUCUCAGGAAACAUUAAAAAGACUCGCAAUCAAAUUGCACGAAAUCGAUGCCAUUAAGUUUGGAAAUUUCCAAACGAAAUCUGGCCUUCAAACACCGAUUUACUUCGAUUUGCGGGUAAUCAUUAGUCAUCCCGAUGUAAUGGAUUUAUUGGCGACUUUGCUGUUGAAUUUUGUCGACGAGCAAAAGAUUGAGUACAAACACAUUUGCGGAGUUCCUUACACAGCAUUGCCGAUUGCAACGUUGCUUUCGAUCAAGCAAGAGAAACCGAUGCUGAUUCGUCGCAAAGAAGCCAAGGCCUACGGAACGAAGAAAUUGAUCGAAGGAAAGUAUGGCGCAGGUGAUUCGUGUCUGAUCAUUGAAGAUAUCAUUACCUCAGGGUCGAGCAUUUUGGAAACGGUGGCCGAUUUGCGUGCAGAAGGUAUCGUUGUGAAUGACUCGAUUGUUGUGAUUGACCGGCAACAAGGUGGCGCGGCAAAUAUCACACAUAAUGAUGUUCGUGUCCAUUCGUUGUUCAAAAUAUCAGAAUUUUUGGGCAUUCUCCGUGAAGCCAAUCGAAUCGACGAUGCGUGCGUCAAAGAAAUCACGGAUUAUGUUACAAACAAUCAAACUCCGGUGAAGGAAAAUGAGCAACCAACGGUUGACCGCACCAAACUUACCUAUGAAUCUCGAUUGGAGCUGACCAAAAGUCCAAUCGCAAAGGAUUUACUGCAGAUUUGCAUAUCGAAGAAGACAAAUCUGUGUUUGGCCGCUGAUACCAAUAAAUCGGUUGAUAUUUUGAAUGCAGCUGAUGCCGCUGGCCCAUACAUUUGUGUGUUGAAAACACACGUUGACAUCAUCGAUGACUUCAAUGAAGAUUUCGUUCGUUCAUUGCAAGCCCUUGCCAAGAAGCACAAUUUCUUGAUCAUGGAAGACCGUAAAUUUGCUGAUAUCGGAAAUACGGUUUUAUUGCAGUACGGAUCAGGUGUUUUCAGCAUCGCCGAUUGGGCAGAUUUGGUCACCGUUCAUUCGUUGACUGGACCGAGCAUUUUGCAAGGAUUGAAAAAUGCUUUGAGCGGCACAUCAGCCAAUCGAGGCGUUUUCUUGUUGGCUGAACUCAGUUCGGCCGGCAAUUUGAUCACACAAUCAUACACUGAAAGCACAAUGAAACUCGCUUCGACCACGGCAGACGCUGAUUUUGUCGCUGGCAUUGUUUGCCAAACGAAGGGUGUAGUUCAAGAUGCAGGUCUUUUGCAAUUGACACCCGGAUGCAAAAUUGAUACGAAAACAGAUGACUUGGGACAACAGUACAACACACCGGCAUAUGUUAUCAAAGAAAAAGGAGCCGAUAUUGCCGUAGUUGGUCGUGGAAUACUCAACGCCAAGGACAUUCGCACAGCAGCAGAACUAUAUCGUGACCAACUGUGGACUGCAUACACCGAACGUGUUAACUAAUAUUACUUGUUUAUCAAAUAUUUGAUAUGCACAAAUUAUAUUCCAGUUGAAUACAUUCCAUUUGUUUUUUUUUUGGAACAAAUCAAAACCAUAUAUUAUACCCAUAUUUUAUAUAUAUUUUUGAAUAUUUUAAUAAAUCAGUUGAACCAAA
This is a messenger RNA of Sitodiplosis mosellana (orange wheat blossom midge), 1728 nucleotides long. RefSeq names its product uridine 5'-monophosphate synthase (gene r-l). NCBI's taxonomy places the organism in Eukaryota, Metazoa, Arthropoda, Insecta, Diptera, Cecidomyiidae. The coding region runs from base 135 to 1577 and encodes 480 amino acids. Gene Ontology annotation, biological process: 'de novo' pyrimidine nucleobase biosynthetic process; 'de novo' UMP biosynthetic process. The transcript is spliced from 3 exons. Gene Ontology annotation, molecular function: orotate phosphoribosyltransferase activity; orotidine-5'-phosphate decarboxylase activity. The record is from RefSeq and is a predicted model, not a curated record.